This is a messenger RNA of Scleropages formosus (Asian bonytongue), 1923 nucleotides long. Its product is annotated as prolyl 4-hydroxylase subunit alpha-2-like. The record is from RefSeq and is a predicted model, not a curated record. Gene Ontology annotation, biological process: peptidyl-proline hydroxylation to 4-hydroxy-L-proline. Gene Ontology annotation, molecular function: L-ascorbic acid binding; procollagen-proline 4-dioxygenase activity; protein binding. The coding region runs from base 270 to 1847 and encodes 525 amino acids. The transcript is spliced from 14 exons. NCBI's taxonomy places the organism in Eukaryota, Metazoa, Chordata, Actinopteri, Osteoglossiformes, Osteoglossidae. Gene Ontology annotation, cellular component: endoplasmic reticulum.
CGGUCUAGCGGUCUUUACAAGCUAAGCUACUGCAUAACUCACACUAUUGUGUCACUGCAUGACUUUGCUGCAUAAUAGUGUUUGGCAGGUAGGAGAAAAUUCUUGGUGGAGUCGGAAAGGCAUCGCUAGUAUCAGUUUUUGUCAGCGCUGUAUAAAAGCUUAUAUCGCCGUCAGCCUGGAGGCUGUAAGGCAACGGAAAACUACGGGAAGUUGAUGUAGAAAGCAAACCGGGCAGAAUUUGAUCCUCGACAAGGAAUUGUUACUGAAGGAUGGCGCAAACACCGUUGAUUUCCUCUUUCUUCAUCAGCAUCAUGACGUAUGCCAUAAAUGCAGAGUUCUACUCCUCCAUGGAUCAUAUGACCGGGCUCAUUUUUUCCAAAAGAGAAUUCAUCUCCUCCUUCAAACAUUACAUCCGAGCAGAGGAAACACAUGUUGAUAAAUUGAAAAGUUGUCUUCAAGUGUUUGAGAAGAUAUCAGGGGAAAUCCCUGCAGAUCCUGAAAAGCACAUCAGUAACCCCUUGACAGCAUACAAAUUUGUAAGAAAACUGAGAAGUGCAUGGAAGACACUGGAAGAAGUGGCACAGAUGAGUCCUUCAAAAGGUUUCCUAGAUGCGUUACCUGAGAAGUCACAGCACUUCCCCGGUGACAAGGACAUAGACGGCGUGGCCCUCGGCCUGCUGAGGCUACAGGAGACAUACAGACUGAACCCAGAGAGAAUGAGAGGAGGAGGACUGCCAAAACUUCGAACAUUGGAACCGCCAGACCCGGACGAGUCCUUCCACAUCGCCACCAUGGCUCAUCAAAAGCACAAGACUCUUUUAGCUUUCCUGUGGGGGCAAGAUGCCCUCAAACAGCUGGACGAGGGCAAAACAGCUGUAGUUACAAAGAAGGAGGUUCUGUACUUCCUUUCCCCCCUUGCCUUUCAGAUGGGAGAACUUCCACUUGCACUUCAGCUGACAGAAGAGCUACUGAAACUGGAUCCCUACGAUUUCAGUGUGCUGCAUUACCUGACAUACUACCAGAAAGUGAUGCAAAGCGUUCAAAGGUGGAACGAGACUCAACCCACUGCCAGGCUGGACACGGUUAUGGCCGAUGAGAACAGAAACACAUACGAAGCGCUCUGUAGAGGGGAGGCAAAUGGAAUGCAAAUGACACCCAGAAGACAGAGGGCCCUGUCCUGCAGGUACAGCACGGGAGGGGGGAACCCACGUCUCCUCUACGGCCCGAUUAAGGAGGAGGAUGAGUGGGACCACCCACAAAUUACCAGAUACCAUAACUUCCUAUCUGAUAAAGAGAUCGACACAAUAAAAAGACUGUCCAGGGCAAAGCUUAGAAGAGCUAUGGUUUUGGACAAGGAAACUGGCCAAAAGCUUGCAUCAGAAGACCGUGUUUCCAAAAGCGCUUGGCUCUCUGAAGAGGAAGACCCGGUCAUUUCACGGGUCAAUCAACGGAUUGCAGACAUCGUAGGGCUGGACAUGCAGACGGCAGAGAUGCUUCAGAUUGCAAACUAUGGAAUUGGAGGCCAGUAUGAACCACACCAUGAUUCAAAGCUGGCUAAUGACACAGAAUUCGUAACAGUUGGUGGUAGGAUUGCGACCACAUUAAUCUAUAUGACUGACGUAGAAGUGGGAGGAGCCACUGUGUUUCCCAUCCUUGGUGCUGCGCUGAAACCACAGAAGGGCUCUGCUGUGUUUUGGUACAACCUUCUAAAGAAUGGGAAAGAGGACGACAGAACCCUACAUGCGGCAUGUCCCGUGUUUGUUGGGAGCAAAUGGGUGGCCAACAAAUGGAUCCGGGCGCGAGGCCAAGAAUUCAGGAGACCGUGUGCUUUGGCUGAGGUCGACUGACUACUUUAAUCCAUCAAAAGCCACUACUGUUUUAUUUUGUCCCGUCACUCACCACACAAGCAGGUCUUGCAGCACU